This is a messenger RNA of Rotaria sp. Silwood2, 297 nucleotides long. The record is from the annotation of a GenBank genome assembly. Lineage: Eukaryota; Metazoa; Rotifera; Eurotatoria; Philodinida; Philodinidae.
AUGGAUCCGAAAAGAGUUUUGUCAAUAUGUUUUGGUAUAUUAAUUCUUUGGAUACUUGUUGUAUUAAAUCUAUUUCCGAUUAAUUUACCAACAUUUUUAUAUCGAAUAAUUCUUAUUAUUCCAUUUAUUGGAAUUAUUUUAUUUGGAUUUUAUUCAUUAUUUUAUUUAAUAUAUAAAGUUCUUAAUCUUAAAGAUUGUCCUCAAGCACAAAUUGAAUUACAACGUGAAAUUGAACGCAUUAAACAUGAUUCUCGUUAUCAAUCUUUAUUUCGUGCAACAACAUCAACUAUUCGUUAA